Messenger RNA from Aspergillus welwitschiae, 5241 nucleotides. RefSeq lists its product as uncharacterized. The transcript has a single exon. The coding region runs from base 1 to 5241 and encodes 1746 amino acids. Lineage: Eukaryota; Fungi; Ascomycota; Eurotiomycetes; Eurotiales; Aspergillaceae. The record is from RefSeq and is a predicted model, not a curated record.
AUGAGUUCUGAUCCAGCAUCGGCCUCAUACCUGUCAGAUACCAGCAAGUAUGGGUAUGACUUUGUCGUGUCCACCACUCAAGCAUCUAUCAACUCGGGCCUGCUUGAAUACCUGGACAGUGACAGCCUGCCGGAGAUGUACAUUUGCUAUUACGCAGACAGUAAUGCGAACAUUGUCGGUGAGAUCAGUCUUGAUGAUGUUAAGGAGCAGUCUGGCUUCAACCCCUUCGACAUCCCCGAUGGUACCGACUACGAUGAUCCUCGCAUCACUGCCCUCACUACCAAGGCCAAGUUCAUCGUGGGUAUCCGGAUGAAGCUGGGGCUGCCACCAGAUAUCCUACCCAAGGACUUACCCAAACCGGUCGUCGAAUUUGGCAGCAGUAUCAAUGACAUAACAUUCCACAUGUACUGUCGAGAAUGUGACGUGAUCCAGAACUCGCCUGCCAGUGGAUUUGGCGGCGCGGGCCAAUGGCAGGUCUGGAGCCAGCCAAGAGACGAGGCAUGGUAUGUCGAGACAGAGGUCAGCCUGGUACAGAAGGAUCUGGACAAAAGUCUGGAUACUCCAUACCUUAACCAAAAUCCCACCAUACAGCAGCAGCUCCGUGACCAGUUAGAGAAUUUGUCCGGUACGGCCUUCAGCCUGUCACAGCUCCUCUUCGACUUGGAGAAUGCGAAAGCCAAGACAGUCCCAUCAUUCGGGGGUGUUGGCGAGAAAGCCCAGACGGUACUGAACGAGUCUUACAUCAAAUUCUACGCCGAUGAUACCGCGGGAAUACCGUUGGUGGCUGUAACUGCAACGGCUGAGACUGCCGACAGCGGGUCGCUGACCCUGACCAGUCUCGAUCGCCAGCUCACGUUGAACGACAACGAUAGCAGGGUAUCGACCCUGGACUUCCUCUGCGCAACUGACGGCCACACCCAGCCAGCCACAAUGCCCUUCACCUGGAAUUGGGUGGCACCCGCAGAUGUUAACAGCGAGAGUGGCGUCAUGGCCAUCAAUCGGAAUACCUUUGCCGCAUAUCUGAAAGACCAGCUGGUGGAGAUGGUACGACCCGCGUGUAUUGCUGUGGAAAAGGUCACUGUUAACGGCGAAUGGGACUUUUUGGAUGCUGAUUGGUCCUAUUAUUGCCUGUUAGCUGCUGGUUACAGCCCACAAACAACCACCGUCUUGACCGACGCCAGCAGCCCUGAAGCAAUUCAUCUUGAAUUUAACAGCGAGAAACUGGAUUCGGCUCAUCUUGAUCUGUGGUAUUCUAAGCUCUGGGUCAAGACCAAGUAUACCUGCGAUGUUAGCUUUGAGAGUACCAACAUCAUUCGAAUCGUGCAGCGCGAGGUAAUCUGGGCCGAGGUUCUGGUGGACAGCUCUGGCGCUGACGGCAACAUCGCUGAUUAUACGCUCGACGAGACAUAUUCACUCUCUGUCAAUCAGUCGGGUAAUCUGCAGCUCAUCACUGAGAGCAGCGAGCAGACGAACGACUCGGUUGAUCCUAGCGUCAGUGGCUUCCUCGACUUUUUCACCGGCAUCAACGAUGUCUUUGACGGGCUUGAGGAGAAAUUUACCGGUUUCGCCAGCAAGGAGCUUCAGCAGGUGUCCUUUAAACCUAUGCGGAGUUUUGUGUUUCCGGGAGCGCAGGUCUUUACCUUCAAUCAACCACGCUUCUCCAAUUACGGGGAUCUGCUUUGCGGCAUCACAUAUGUGAAGCCAAGCACACAGGCUGCUCCUGCCCGCAAGGCUUUGGCCUCUAGCCAAGCUACCUCACACCAGCUGAGCGCGUCGUGUGAGCUGAUGCAAAACUAUGUGGCUGGAAGCCUGGUCUCGCCCACUGGGAAGUUCACUGCUCUACAGACAAAGGCUGGCCUAAGUCUGGUCUUCGCGCUCGAUACAGCAGGAGCCUUACAUGUCUUUGAGGAGCAGAGUGGCACAACACAUACCGGCUGGCAAGUGCGCGACCUCUCCUCCGCGACGCUGAAGAACGCCUUCGCAGACCGAACCGACGUUGUCGUGCGUGACUUUGAUGUUGCUCAAAGCGCCAUCGAUGGUUCUAUCAGUCUAAUGAUGGCAGCUACUGUAGACGAAAAUGAUCAUCUUUUCGUCUCCUUGCUCAACUCCAGCUCUGACCCCUCGUGGACCAGCUCGCCUAUCUGGAGCCCCAUCCCUUUUGACGCCGAAUUAUCCUCGUCCGAGAAUACAGCAGAUAGCAUCACCAUCACGGGCAUGCUCUUUGCCGAGGUAUUUAGCAAAAAGCAGUACAUAAUCGUGGACACCGAGCGCGGGAGCGGCGACGCCACAGCCAAGGACAUCACUCGUUAUGUCGUCAAUGCGGCGGCCGCCGAGGGGUCUCGCUGGGUCAAGGCAGACAUCCCCGUCGAUGUCGAGGAGACCAGGUAUCAGAGCUGCGUAGGCCGCAUAUACGGCGAACGCAUCGACGGAGUUUACACCAGUGGUCAGGCAGGAGAGUCAUCGCAGCUGGUGUAUGUGCCUCUGGAAAAUGUUUAUGGGGAUGGUCCCCCGGAGCCUACCCGUCUGAGCCUCCCCAGUGGCAUGCAUCCCACAGCCAUUGCGGUGGCGCGCGAUGCCAACCUCGACUCCGAUAAAUUUGGUGGCACCGAACUGUACGCGGUUAGCGAUGCUACUCUCUAUCUCUAUGAUACUGUAGCCCAACAACAGGGAACAGCCCCCAACGCACUUAUCACAAACGAUUCCCUCUCCGGAACCGAUACACUAUUCGCGAUGAUGCAGGAUGGGGUGACCACUCUUUGGGGCAAGAACGGCAACGACGUCGUCUAUUACCUCACUUGCCCCAAUACUCAGCUAUCAGUGCCGGGAGCUUGGUCGGUUCCAGUCCCUCUUCUGACGGGAAUCGAGCGACUUUCGCCGUACGUGAACCUUGCCGAUGGCGGCCGAACCCUCUUUGCCGCGGGAGCAGGCGCAAUCCAGAAAAUCGUGCAGAAACCCAGCACAGCUGGUAGCAUAUGGCGACCUCAGCGCAUCACUUUGGCAGCUACUGCACCUACUGAGCCUGCUCUCUCGUUCAACUCCUACACCACCACAGUGCAGGUAGUUGGCACAGAUAAGAUGCCCGUUCGAGAUGCGUCUCUGGCCAUUUCCGCUGAAACAUCCACCCCAGCUUACAUCAAUGGGCUUUACUACGUGCUAGGCGGUACUCCAGUGACUGUGAAGACCGACGCCAUGGGGACUGUGACGGUGAUUGAAGCCACGGAAGAUCUUCAAGGUACCCCUUUGACCGUGGAGAUAGCGGAUGACAGCAGCACCACACCGCUGGUCGUCCGCCCACUGGACACGGCGUGGAAGAAGCUUUCCCAGUUGAACUCCACUCAGAAUUUGCGUGCUGCUAAGGUGCCGACUGAUACUGUUGCGGGAGGUGUACUCGGGUCAACUGAGACAACAUCGCUGGUCGAUUCGGCCGCUGAUGACAGCGACGUGCAGGCUACUGCGGCUGCCAUGGAUCAGCUGGGUACCACUUGGUCGAGCAUCCAGAGUGGAACGACUCGCGCCUUGGUCAGAAACCGGGGCGUUGUCCCAGCCACCUUCUACCAAGGACAUCCUGGAAACAACGAUCGGGGUCUCUUUGACUGGAUUGGUAUGGCUGCUGGAGAUCUCUUCCGUUGGUUGGAGACGGGAGUGGAAGCUGUGGUUGAGGUCAUCAAGGAUGCCGCGACGGAAGCGUGGCAUUUUAUCGCACAUAUCGCGGGUGAGGUGUAUGCGGCGGUCUUGGAUACUGUGGAGGCUAUCGUGGGUGCUGUUAAGUGGCUGUUCAACGCCAUCAAAACGGCUAUUGAGGCUAUCAUCCGCUUCGUCCAAUUUCUCUUUGAGUGGGACGAUAUCCGGCGCACCAAGAACAUCCUACAUAACCUCGUUAUCUUGGGCACAAAGAACCAGAUCAGCCAGUUGUCCCAGAUUAAAACUGAUUUCAAUUCCAGUGUGGCUGCUGUGGAGCAGAGUGUCAACUCCUGGGCUGGGUUCGAGGAAUGGUCGAAGCUCGGGGACCCUGCCAGCGAGACGGCGGCGGGCAGCAGCGCCAAUCCAGCGGAGGGCCAGACAUCAGGCUCACAGCUUCUGUCCUCCCAUUUCCGCAACCAUGCCAGUGACCUCACUAUCGUCGGUGAUGCUCCCUCGGCAAGCGUGGCUGAAGACCUGGUCACUAAGCUGCUAGACGCGCUGUCCGCAGAGGGGGAGGUUCUGGGAGAUUUCUACAGCCGACUGAAGAGUUUAGCUACCGACUUCAGCUCACUGAGCAUUGAGGAGGUGCUGCGACAUCUAGCCGGCAUAUUCGUGGACGGAUUACUGUCCAGCGCGCAGGUAGUAGUGGAUGCAUUAAUUGAUUUCAUCCAAAGCUUUGCCGAUGAAGCCAUGUCCCUGCUGGAUGCUAAGCUCCAUAUCCCCGUUAUCUCUGAUAUCUUGAACUUCCUGGGCGUCCCUGAUAUCUCUUUCUUGGACCUUUUUAUGUGGAUCGGAGCUGUCGCCUACACCGUUGUAUACAAGGUGGUGAACAACGAGCCCCCAUUUCCCGACGAUGACAACUCCGCUGCUCUCAUCGCCGCAAGCAGCUGGGACGAGUUGGAACAGUUGUUAUCUUCAACAUCAACUGCCCCGCGCGCGCUCUCCCCAACCGUCCAGCAGUCCAUUUUCACGUCCGCCAAUGCAAUGAGCGGGAUGAUAUUAUUCAUCGGCAACAUCGUUCUAGUCCUGGAGGCAGAGGCGCCGACGGCGGGUAACACCCUCAGCUCUUUGGCAGCGGUCAUCAAGCUCAUAGUUGUGGCAAGUGUGGGGGGCGGAAACCUAUUGGCACCGAAGGAUCCUAUCAAAGACUCAGGUUUAAAGGUACUGUCGCGCGUUUGCUUUGGACUGGAUAUCGCCACCAGUUUUCUUGGAUUCACACCCGUCUAUGGCAAGCUCGCGACUACCACGAGCAAGUUCCCAGACUUGUUGCCGAGUGACGGACGGGCUGUGAGUGCUGUCUUCAAGUCACUUCUCCUCAUCCCCAAGUUGAUGGUUACAUCGUACCACUUGUAUGAACUGACCAGCGAAGAGGCUGGUGCGGCGCGGUCUGCGGCUAUCGUUGGGGAGGUAGCUAACCUCACCGGAGCGGUGGCGACAAUCUCGUAUGCGGCUGCAGUGAAUGAUAAGGAACUGGAAAGCCGACAGGUUCCGAUCGGGGUUAUGGCGCUGUGUGUUGAUCUUUGGUCUGGAUUGCUGGUUGCUGAUGCAUUGAUCCAUUGA